Podarcis muralis (Common wall lizard) is the source of this 6783-nucleotide messenger RNA. Lineage: Eukaryota; Metazoa; Chordata; Lepidosauria; Squamata; Lacertidae. The record is from RefSeq and is a predicted model, not a curated record.
CCACAAGCCAUAUAAGCCAGUGGAAAAUAGUUCCCUACUAUAUUUUGGAGAGGUUCUGAACUGCAUAACAGAUUAAAUGUUUAUAUUCAGGGGACUAUAGGGAAUGAUAGCUACAUCUGGUUUAUGAACCCUGUUUCUGUUGAAAUGAUUUUCAAACUUCUGUAGCAGCUGUUUGCAAGCUUUCUAACAGAAUUCAUCUGUAUUUGUCUCACGGGGUGUUGUGCAUCGACAAUGCAUCUACAACGCUUUCUUGCCUUUUCUGUAUAAAGCCGGCUGUAUCAGUUGACAACAGGUCUGUGCGCUUUUCCUUUCUAAUGAAGUAAAAUUGCCUAGAACAUGGUUUCAGAGUAUAGUGCUAAAGAGAGCCUUUCUAAAUUUUUGAACACUAUUUCUUAGUGUUGCAGAUGCUUUGAAUGUCUGCUCUUGGGCAACAUUCAAGCUGAAUAUAAACUAUUAGUGGUGAAAUUCCACCCUGAUAUAACAUGUUGCUUUAGUGCUAAUUUUGUUGCCAUAGUUACCAAGUUCCUUUUGAUACAUUUAGCAAUGCCAAACAUUUUGCUUGUUGAGUUCUCCUAUCAGAACAUCUCAGUUGACUCAUGUUGGAGAAUUAUCUGGGUGUUCUAAGAAUUAUGCAAUCUCCCAUCAUGAUGUACCAGUAUCUUUUCCAUCAUGGAGAGUGAAUCUGAACUUUCUUCCCAAAUGUUCUUUGGGAAACACACAAUGGCAAGACCUUUGAUGUGCCUAUUGAUGAAGAUAGGAACAUAGGAAGCUACCCAGGAGUUGGUACUAUUUUACCGUCCUCUUUGGUCAUGAAGGACAGAAGCCACUUGAACUCCGUUGUGAGGAGGAAGCAGAUGGGGAAGAAUGGGUAGAGGCUAUUCACCAAGCCAGCUAUUCAGAUAUCCUGAUUGAGCGGGAAGUUUUAAUGCAAAAAUAUAUUCAUCUAGUUCAGAUUGUAGAGACAGAAAAGAUUUCAGCCAAUCAGUUACGACAUCAGCUUGAAGACCAAGACACAGAAAUUGAAAGGCUUAAAUCAGAGAUUGUAGCUCUUAACAAAACAAAAGAACGAAUGCGACCUUAUCAAGGCAACCAAGAAGAAGAAGAUCCUGAUAUUAAGAAAAUCAAAAAGGUUCAGAGUUUUAUGCGAGGUUGGUUGUGUAGAAGAAAAUGGAAGACAAUUGUCCAGGAUUACAUUUGUUCUCCACAUGCAGAAAGUAUGCGAAAGAGAAAUCAGAUUGUUUUCAACAUGGUUGAGGCUGAAUCUGAAUACGUACAUCAGCUUUACAUCCUUGUGAAUUGUUUUCUAAGGCCGUUAAGAAUGGCUGCAAGUUCAAAGAAACCACCAAUUAGCCAUGAUGAUGUCAGUAGUGUAUUCCUCAACAGUGAAACUAUAAUGUUUCUUCAUGAAAUAUUUCAUCAAGGAUUAAAAGCAAGAAUAGCAAACUGGCCUACUUUAAUUUUAGCUGAUUUAUUUGAUAUCCUGCUGCCAAUGCUGAAUAUUUAUCAAGAAUUUGUUCGGAAUCAUCAAUAUAGUCUACAGGUCCUUGCAAACUGCAAGCAGAACAGAGAUUUUGACAAACUUUUGAAGCAGUAUGAAGCCAACCCUGCCUGCGAGGGCAGGAUGCUCGAGACAUUCCUUACUUACCCCAUGUUUCAGAUUCCUAGAUACAUAAUAACCCUCCAUGAACUUCUGGCUCACACACCGCAUGAGCACGUAGAAAGAAAAAGCCUUGAAUUUGCUAAAUCUAAGCUAGAAGAGCUUUCAAGAGUGAUGCAUGAUGAAGUAAGUGACACAGAAAACAUACGGAAAAAUCUGGCAAUAGAAAGAAUGAUAGUAGAGGGUUGUGAUAUAUUAUUGGACACCAGCCAAACUUUUAUACGACAAGGUACUCUUAUUCAAGUACCUUCUGUUGAGAGGGGGAAACUUAGUAAAGUUCGCCUGGGAUCAUUGUCUUUGAAAAAAGAAGGAGAAAGACAAUGUUUUUUAUUUACAAAACACUUUUUAAUUUGUACAAGGAGCUCUGGAGGAAAGCUGCAUCUACUUAAGGCAGGAGGUGUUCUCUCGUUAAUAGAAUGCACACUAAUUGAGGAGGCUGAUACGAAUGAUGAUGACUCGAAAGGUUCUGGGCAAGUGUUUGGACAUCUUGACUUCAAGAUUGUGGUUGAACCAGCAGAUGCACCUCCUUUUACCAUUGUCCUGUUAGCCCCUUCACGGCAGGAAAAAGCAGCCUGGACAAGUGACAUUAGUCAGUGUGUUGACAACAUACGGUGCAACGGUUUAAUGACCAUAGUAUUUGAAGAAAACUCCAAAGUCACUGUGCCACAUAUGAUCAAAUCUGAUGCACGUCUUCACAAAGAUGACAUUGACAUCUGCUUCAGCAAAACACUAAACUCCUGCAAAGUGCCCCAGAUUCGUUAUGCAAGCGUUGAACGCCUUUUGGAGAGAUUAACAGACUUGCGAUUUCUCAGUAUUGAUUUCCUUAAUACUUUCCUACAUACUUAUCGCAUAUUUACUACUGCAGCAGUUGUCUUGGAGAAACUGUCGGAUAUUUACAAAAGGCCUUUCACCUCAAUCCCUGUUAGAUCUUUGGAAUUGUUUUUUGCUACUAACCAAAACAACAGAGGAGAACACCUGGCUGACGCAAAAUCACCACACCUUUGCCGCAAAUUCUCUUCCCCUCCACCUCUAUCACUCUCUAGGACUUCCUCGCCUGUCAGAACCAGAAAACUGUCACUAAGUUCUCCACUAAAUUCUAGGAUAGGGGCUUUAGAUCUGUCUACGACCUCUCUUGCCAGUAGUCCUACCUCAACAUACAGCCCUGCCACUUCACCACCACCCACGCUAUCUAAAGUACCAUUGGACCUUAGCAAAGGCCCUUCAUCUCCAGAACAAAGUCCUGGCUUUGCAGACGAAAACUCAGAGAAUCCACGUAUUGAGCUUUGCAACAAACUAAGGAGAAGCAUCCGAAGAGCAGCGGUUCUGGAAUCUGUAUCAGUGGAUCGCACUAUCCCAGAAAGUGCCUCAACUGUGGAUACUCCUGAGCUCUCCCCGUGUAGAUCUCCUUCGACUCCAAGACAUCUACGUUAUCGACAGCCAGGGGUACAGGCGACUGACAACAGUCAUUGUUCCGUUUCCCCUGCUUCUGCUUUUGCUAUUGCUACAGCUGCAGCUGGGCAUGGGAGCCCACCAGGGUUUAAUAACUCUGAACGAACAUGCGAUAAGGAGUUCAUAAUACGUCGAGCAGCCACUAAUCGUGUCCUGAAUGUCCUUCGCCACUGGGUCUCAAAGCAUUCUCAGGAUUUUGAGCUAAACAAUGAACUGAAGAUGAAUGUUCUAAAUCUGCUAGAAGAAGUUUUGAGAGAUCCUGACCUUUUGCCACAAGAAAGAAAAGCUACAGCAAACAUCUUGAGAGCACUCUCUCAGGAGGAUCAAGAUGACACCCAUUUAAAAAUUGAGGAUAUAAUGCAGAUGUUAGAGUGUCCAAAACCAGAGUGCUUUGAAACUUUAUCGGCUAUGGAACUCGCUGAACAAAUCACUCUCUUAGAUCACAUUGUUUUCAGGAGCAUACCCUAUGAAGAGUUCCUUGGACAGGGUUGGAUGAAACUGGAUAAAAAUGAAAGAACACCGUAUAUAAUGAAAACCAGUCAACACUUUAAUGAUAUGAGCAACCUUGUGGCUUCCCAAAUUAUGAAUUAUGCUGACGUUGGUUCACGUGCUAAUGCAAUUGAGAAAUGGGUAGCGGUGGCAGACAUCUGCCGAUGUUUGCACAACUAUAAUGGUGUGCUUGAAAUCACAUCAGCCUUGAACAGAAGUGCAAUCUACAGACUGAAGAAAACCUGGGCUAAGGUUUCUAAACAGGCUAAAGCCCUUAUGGAUAAACUUCAGAAGACUGUAUCAUCUGAGGGAAGAUUUAAGAAUCUCAGAGAAACACUCAAGAAUUGUAAUCCGCCUUCAGUGCCAUAUCUCGGGAUGUACUUGACAGACCUGGCAUUUAUUGAAGAAGGAACACCCAACUUUACUGAAGAAGGCCUUGUCAAUUUUUCCAAAAUGCGAAUGAUAUCACAUAUUAUCAGGGAGAUACGACAAUUCCAACAGACUUCCUAUCGCAUAGAAUACCAACAAAAGGUCACUCAGUACUUACUUGACAAGAGUCUCAUCAUAGAUGAAGAUACUUUGUAUGAACUAUCCCUAAAAAUUGAACCUAGGCUGCCUGCCUGAAAAAAAUAUCAGUGCUGUCCUUCAGCCUACAGAGAACUUUAGAGUAAUGGGGAAAUUAUGCAUGAUGUGCCCCCCUACAGAAUGCAAGGGGGAAAGCUGGAAGAAAUUCAAAUUCCCUUUUCGAUUAAGGGACUCAGAGCCUCACAGAGAUUCCUUUUUGGGCACAGAGAAGCAGUUGCUGGAAGUAAAAGACCAAACGCCAGAGAUGUUGAUUAAACAGCUGUUGUUUUGCAAACGUGACAGUUUAGUGAAACGGAGACCUAAUGAAGAAGAAAGGAAAUGGCUGUAAUAACCACACUGAAUGAGGCAAUAAUGGGGCAAAGUUAAGUAUGGAUAACACAUUCCAUUAGACUUCAAUGAAUGAGGAAAUACAAGUGUAAAGCAAGAGGCUUUGCCUACAAUGCAGAAUCCACAAAGAGCAUGCAAGGAACUACAUAUUUUGAUCCAGUUUGCAAUUCAUCGUGUCCAUUGUAAAGUAAUAUUUUAAUCCGUAGAUGAAAAUAUCUAAGAGCAUCAUCAACUGCAUUUGUUAUUUAAACCAUUCAUUCAAAGUAUCUUAUUUGUCAAUAAAUCCUGGUAUCUCCUUUCCCCAAAGGCUGGGGAGCAGAGAUGCAGCAUAUUAAAAGCUACCUUAAUAUUGUACAUACAUUUUUCUUUCUCUAGAAGUAUGAUGAGUUAAUCUAGGGUACAAAUGGAUACACUACCUUACAAUGUUGUCAGACAGACACACUUGGGUGGGACUCUGAUAUUGGAGUUCCAUGGCAAAGCCUGGCCUUAUAGAACAGGAAUGGGGAACUGACCAAUUGUCACGCUGGCUGAGAUUGAUAGGAAUUGCAGGCUAGCAGCAUCCAUAGGGCCACCAACCCUCCACCCCCUACUAUAGUAGAUUAAUUGCUUUGCUCUUGGUUUUGGCAGAGCUAUUUCUAUAACUUUUGUUUAAAAAUAUGUUCCCCAAUACUGAGCAUACCAUGUGUGCUCCUGUGCACAUAUGCACAGCACUUUUCAUGUGUGGGCUUCCUCCAUCAACUUUGGAGAGCAGCUGCAAGCAACUAACCCACUGCUAGCACUAAGCUUUUCUCCCUCCUUGCAUUAGUACCAAAGCCCUAUCUCCCAUCAGGAAUAGGUCAACCAAAGUAAUCUUACGACUGCAUCGUAUGACUUGGAACUCCUGUUAGUCUCAUGUACUUUAGAACUGGUUCUAAAGGUUUAGAUGUUGGCAGUGUCAGACAGAAUCACACCCAUGCAUUGCUGCUACAUGCCAUUGCACUGUGACGUGCAUUUAAACACCGCUGAGCCUCACAUAAUGGUUGCAGGGAGCUCCUUGCACACACUAGAACUCAGUGGAGUCUUUGCAGCCUUGAACAUAUAGGAAUUACUGAUUAUUUUGCACGUAACAACAUUGCUAAGAAAGGUUGAUCUAUAUAAAUUACACUCUGGCACCAGUAAUUCUGGGGGACAGGAAGAGUAGAAACAUUUAUUAAUUUUUUUUUAAAGCAGUAAUUCGUCCACUCAUUGGAUAAAUGAAAACAGACUUUGUUUCCUUUUAAAAUACUGCAAAGGAUUCCACCUCCACUAACCCCCUUCCCAUAUGCCAUCCUUAAGAACCAAAACUUAUGGGACACAAUCCAGGGAAAAUCAAGCAACUUUAGGUCAUAUUGAAUUCAACAGGAAGAAUGUACUUUUAAUAUUUAUCAAAUCAGUGUAGUUACUGACUUGUGCCCCUUAGUACUAGCCUUCCCCCUCAAUGUGCUCCCUGAUUAAGUCCUUUUAUUUAAAAUGCUUGUGGUACUUCCCAUGGUUCUUUGAUAACAUGUAGCCUCCUUUUUGUAGUUGCAUGGAAAGUGAACACAAACACAUCACUAAAAACAGAAUGCAGAUACUAGCACUGUUGAAUAACUAGGCUGGAAAAGUGCCCUUACUUUUCCAAUGAUUUAUCAGCCAGUUGACAAAAUAGGGCUAAAUAUCAUUAUUUACCUCCCUUAAACCCUCUCAGGGAGAUAAGUGUUUUAAAAAAAGAUUGCCAUCUAAGGCAUAUUUGAACUGAUCUUUACCAGACUAAGCUGCUAAAUCCUAACAAUAGAAAAUGGAUCUGCCUAGCUUCUGUUUUGUUUGCGCAUUUUUUCAUCUUUAUUUGCACUUUAAUAUAUAUUGUCGGCCCAGAGAAGAGCUGAACAAUAAAUUCCGCUUAUGUCUAACUGCAAAUACUACUAGCAUGUAUUAAGUAUCUGUGCAGUAAUAAGUUUUAUUGUUUCUACCUGCUAGAGGCCUGGGUUUUACUAUUAUUAAUAAACGCACGACUGGAUGUCAAAGAAGUCUUGGGAAAUUCUCAGUAAGUUUUUUUUUUUAAACAAACAAAAAAUAAGUAAAAUUCCUAAGGCAUGUUUUAAGUACUUCUGGUUAAUGAAUGUGGUAAACUUUAACUUGGGGAAUGCUAUUUAUAGAUGUAUAUUUAUUGCUUGUCCUUUCAUUAGUGUCCAACAGGAAAAGCAGACUGCAUCUUGAUGCAUGAUAAACAGAAGCAUGGGUUAUUUGGACAAAACACUUAUUUUACUGCAUAUUUUUUU